AUUCUGCUUAAACUAACCACUGACAUAUACAUUACUUCAUAUCGCAUAAAUAAGCUAGGAGAUUGCCUGUAUAAGUUUAUCACUGAAAACUGGUUACCGUGAUCGCGGUAUACUUCACACGGAUAUUCUUUGAUUAAAGCAAUUCACCCAAAAUGUCAGAAGAAUGGUGUCUGUAUUAUUGGGCAGGAUUUCCAGGAAGAGGCGAGUUUCUUAGACUGAUAUUUGAGGAAGCCGGGGUCAAGUAUACGGAAGUGAACGACGGAACCAGGCUUGUCAGUGAAAUUAUACAGGGGCAAAGUGACUUUUUCCCUCAUUUUGCUCCUCCUGUCAUUAAGAAAGGCAACUUCACAUUGUCUCAGGCACACGUAGCAAGCCGGUACUUAGCAGAAAAGUUUGAUAUGCUACCUGGUAAUGAAGUUGACAACGCACACGCCGAACAAAUAAACCUUGAUUGUCACGAUUAUAUUGCAGAAGGUCGACUUGCAUUUCAUGGUAUUCAUAACGUUGGCCCUUACAAGUCACAGAAAGAAGAAACCCAGCCUUAUAUAGACAGGUUUAUUGAAAGCAGGUUUCCAAGAUGGCUGAAAUACUUUGAGAGGGCAUUGGUUGCAAAUGGAGGGGGAAAAGGAUUCAUCAUAGGGUCGAAGUGUUGCUACGCAGAUCUGACGCUGUUUCACUGUUUAAGAGCUACCGAGUCCCAGUUUCCUGAGGCCUGGGCAAAAGCUGAUUAUAUCCCCGCACUUAAGGCUUACAAAGAGCGCAUCGCUUCACGACCAAAUAUCGCCGCAUUUUUGAAAUCCGGAAGAUCGUUACCGUUCGCUGGAGAUAGCAUGAUGUAGACAAUGUCUAUGAAAAUUUAUGACUUUCUUAAAUAUUGCAAUGCCUUAAUUAUUGGAACAUAUUGUCAUAAUUGCUUUCAAGCUUUUCGAGAUAGCUGCUAUUGAGUGAAUGUUAAAUAAUUCACUACUAUGGUAUAAACGAACGGUUGCUGGUCCUUUGAUAGAGCCACUGUUUUUUUUUUUUUUGAGGUGCAGGCUCGAACCAAUAUGGCAGACUCAAUAAAUAAAACUGCUUUUUAUUUACACAAGACUAUAAGUCCUAUUUUUCUAAUUGAUACGUAAUAUAUCCAUGGCCGCCUUGCCACUCCGUAAAGCCAUAAAAAGUACACGUCGUGAGAACUAGAAUACCAUUAUUAAUAGUAUUAAUCACUGUUAUAUUUAUACCCCCACCAAACAUGUUUGAGGGGGGUAUAUAGGAGUCAGUUUUGUUGCGUCCCGUCGCGUCCCGUCCCGUCGCGUCCCGAAAUCUAUUAUCUUAGUUAUUACCAAAUGGAUUUGAUUCAAACUUAAAAUACAUGUUCCACCUUAUCACCCACAUCAUGUGACACAAGGUGCAUAACUCUUGACACCAAGUUUUCAUGAAUUAUGUCCCCUUUUACUUAGAAUUUAAGGUUAAUUUUGUUGUAUUUUCAAUAUAUCUCAGUUAUUACUAAAUGGAUUUGAUUCAAACUUAAAAUAGAUGUUCCACCUCAUCACCCACAUCAUGUGACACAAGGUGCAUAACUCUGACACCAUUUUUUUAUGAAUUAUGCCCCUUUUUACUUAGAAUUUAAGGUUGAUUUUGAUGUAUUUUCACUAUAUCUCAGUUACUACUGAAUGGAUUUGAUUCAAACUUAAAAUAGAUGUUCCACCUCAUCACCCACAUCAUGUGCCCACAUCAUGUGACACAAGGUGCAUAACUCUGACACCAAGUUUUCAUGAAUUAUGUCCCUUUUACUUAGAAUUUAAGGUUAAUUUUGUUGUAUUUUCACUAUAUCUCAGUUAUUACUAAAUGGAUUUGAUUAAAACUUAAAAUAGUUGUUCCACCUCAUCACCCAGAUGAUGUGACAUAAGGUGCUUAACUCUGACAUAAUUUUUUUAUGAAUUAUGUCCCCUUUUACUUUAAAUUUAAGGUUGAUUUUGAUGUAUUUUCACUAUAUCUCAAUUAUUACAAAAUGGAUUUGAUUCAAACUAAAAAUAGAUGUUUCACCUCAUCACCCACAUCAUGUGACACAAGGUGCAUAACUCUGACACCAAUUUUUCAUGAAUUAUGUCCCUUUUUACUUAGAAUUUAAGGUUAAUUUUGAUGUAUUUUCACUAUAUCCCAGUUACUACUGAAUGGAUUUGAUUCAGACCUAAAAUAGAUGUUCCACCUCAUCACCCACAUCAUGUGACACAAGGUGCAUAACUCUGACACUAAUUUUUCUUGAAUUGUGUCCCCUUUUACCUAGAAUUUAAGGUUAAUUUUGAUGUAUUUUCACUAUAUCUCAUUCUGAUUGGCUUAGAGCCGAAGGGAAGUAACCUUUUUUAAACUUUUGUACUGAGUUUCUUCCCCUUAAAUUCCAAGAAUUAGUCUAUUUUUAGAAAUCCUAUUUUUAGAUUUUCAAUAUUUUAGGUAUUUUUCUAACUUUUUUAUUAUAAGUCCUAUGUAAAAAGUAAAAACAUUUUUCUGUGGUAACAUGGGUCGGUAAGACACUUUUUUAAAUUCACUUUUAGUGUAUCUCUAAUAUUAGAGAUUUAAUAUAUUUACUAGUAUUACUUUACUAGUAUUAUACUAGUAUUACUUAUAUGUGGAAGCCCAGGAUGAAGUACUCCAAAGUAUUUUUAAGAUUUCUUAUGGUUACCAUUCUUCUGUGACAAGACCGUAUGGUGGGGGUAUGAGUCACUCCUGUGACAGUUCUAGUUGGUAUUGUUUAAGCAGAUGGGGCAUUAACUUGAUUAUUUCUAUUCUUAGGUUAUACAAAUACAGUGUAUCAAGAUUGCAAAACUUUAACUGUCACUGACCCGACACACAAGAUACUUUUAUGCUUCUUGAUAUUUUACCAAGUAAUAGCGGCGGAAGUAUGUGCUUUUAGCGUUUCAUUGUAAGGCGAUGGGUUAUCAGCUGAUCACAAGCUCCAGUUAGAAGAAGAAGCAUGUGUCAAUCACGUGCCAGUGUUCCCGGGAAAAGAGGCACCAUAUUGCUACGUCAGUUUCCCCAAGUUAUCGGGCAAACCGUAUAAAUGGUCAUUUUAUAUAUAUUGCAAAACUUUAACUGUCACUGACCCGACACACAAGAUACUUUUAUGCUUCUUGAUAUUUUACCAAGUAAUAGCGGCGGAAGAAUGUGCUUUUAGCGUUUCAUUGUAAGGCGAUGGGUUAUCAGCUGAUCACAAGCUCCAGUUAGAAGAAGAAGCAUGUGUCAAUCACGUGCCAGUGUUCCCGGGAAAAGAGGCACCAUAUUGCUACGUCAGUUUCCCCAAGUUAUCGGGCAAACCGUAUAAAUGGUCAUUUUAUAUAUAUUGCAAAACUUUAACUGUCACUGACCCGACACACAAGAUACUUUUAUGCUUCUUGAUAUUUUACCAAGUAAUAGCGGCGGAAGAAUGUGCUUUUAGCGUUUCAUGGUAAGGCGAUGGGUUAUCAGCUGAUAACUAGCUCCAGUUAGAAGAAGAAGCAUGUGUCAAUCACGUGCCAGUGUUCCCGGGAAAAGAGGCACCAUAUUGCUACGUCAGUUUUCCCAAGUUAUCGGACAAACCGUAUAAAUGGUCAUUUUAUAUACAGUUGUUCUUCGACUUUGAAUAGAAUAUUUAAAAAAAAUGCUUAAAGUCUAGUGCUAAUUAUGUUCGCGAGGAUAAUAGUUUUUGAGCUACUAUACGUGAAGGGAAGUAGUUAAAUUUAUAUGGCUUCUAAGUCCUUAUCGCGUAUAUUUGGAAUAGUAUAGAUUUUAAUUUAAAAUUACAUCCAACAAAAUGACUUUAGUCAUACUGCUUGAUUUACGAAAUCUCUAACGGGUUUUCAUUUAAAGGUAUCCAUGUGUUUUAAAAGGAUCGUUUUGCAUUAGGAACAUAUCUUGAAUUACUUUGAUUUUUUUUUUGGUGAUUUCAUGGGAAAUUCACUAUAAAAAUGUUUAGCACUUAGCCAUUUCAGAAAAAUAUAUUUUUCAUUUUUAUAAAUAUUAGAUAUAUUCUUAUGCUAACUAAGAUAUUCUGAAAAUUUCGUAAGAACCAGGCGUCAAAUAGAAAAAACAAUGACGAAAGUCCAACAGGAAAAGCCAUAGUAAUGAACGCAGCUGUUCGUACAACACUGUAUAUGAACAUAGGGGUAUAUUUAAAUGUACGCAGUAACUAGGCAUUUGAUCAGAUAUGAAAGCAAUAUUGAGAAUAUAGAAGUAACAGACUGACUAACAAACAUCAAACAUACAGUAGGGCAACGCCUUGGGACGGUUGGUGGAAAAAUACCACUUGGGAAUUUUUACUGGUUUAACUGGCACAAAACCUCACUUUUUCCCCCACCACAUACAUGUAUUACAAGACUGUAAAUAAAAUUACUCCCCGCCAGGUGAAUCUCUUACACAUGUAACAGUAACCCCGAGAAGAAAACAUAAAUAUGCUCCUGUAAAAAUAUGUAAGUAUGUACUCGAUGACUGAAGAAGUCAGAGCACCAAGAGCAAUACCAAUAAGCAAGACAAAAUUAAAGUCAUAUUUGCAGUUUUUCAAAACUGUAUGAAUCUUGAUGAAUUUCACAACUGAAAAUGACUAUGAUAGGCAAUAUAAAACAGAUAGGGAUGUGUAAAAUGUAUCAAGAGUUCAAAAUCCUGCUGUUGUUUUCAGGGGUCUUAAGAAUAAAAAGUAACAUUCAAUAGAAUGGCUAAUUCAUUCAAACAGAAGUUGGUUUUCUGUCCCUCUUUCCGUGAAUUUCUGAAAAUCAGAAUCAAGUUAACCUAUCGACCCUUUCAGCAACUCAAUAGAUCAGCUGGAUGGACCCGACCGCGUUAAAUUGUAGCAGAGCUAAUUCGCCUUCUUACAAAUAUACAGUUCCUGAUUUUGAAAAAUCGUAAAUAACGUAGUCAUGUCGUUCAGUUUUGAUCUUUACCGUUAGAAAGUUCGUAUUAAAAUUUUAAUGUUC
This is a messenger RNA of Mercenaria mercenaria, 4925 nucleotides long. Its product is annotated as glutathione S-transferase-like. The transcript has 5 exons. The coding region runs from base 153 to 839 and encodes 228 amino acids. NCBI's taxonomy places the organism in Eukaryota, Metazoa, Mollusca, Bivalvia, Venerida, Veneridae. Gene Ontology annotation, molecular function: glutathione transferase activity. Gene Ontology annotation, biological process: glutathione metabolic process. The record is from RefSeq and is a predicted model, not a curated record.